ACUCGGUCACAGUAUUUGUAAACUUUGUUUUGAUGUAAAAAAUGUCCGAAGUGUUUAUAUAUGAUGAUUAUUCUGAGGGAGGAGUGAAGAGUGGCUCACUGAAGAGCGAAUCUGAGGACAGUUUACUUGAUGAAGAUUCAGAGCCAGGGUCUGCACUAGCGCGUCAGCUGCUGGACGCCCUGACGCCGGCCGCGCUGAGCAAACUGCGCCGCGCUUUCCGCAAGACCAAGGAAAACUCGCGCUCGCAGGACAUUGACAGACGCGUGGAGGAGGUGAUGCGGCUAGCAGCAGCAGAGGAAGGCAUCGAGUUCGCCCCCGCACCCCCUCACACCUCGCUCGUACUUUCCCUUGACAGGGAGGGGUUUAUCCAGUCUAUUAACAAUAUCUUUGGUACUUCAUUACUUAUCAUUACCAUAUAUGAGCCGCACGCGAACGCAUUGUUCAAUUCGUUGGACGCCUGGGGCGCCGGCCGCGUCUGGUGGCGCCAGCUUUUGGCGCGUCUGUUGGUCACGGCACCACCCAGAUUUACGCCGCUGAAGGACAUCACUGUCAAAAAGCUGCAACAUUGCAAGCGCGAAACUAUAGUGAAGUUGGUGGGCAUCGAGACGAGUGUGUCAUUUUGUUAUGCUGCGGUAUCACGAGGCGGACGCGUUGGCUUGUAUGACGGUCGACUCAAGCUGCUGCACUCCUACGAGGUGUUCUACGAUCGAACCGGAGUGCGCAAACGCGUCAAAAACUGCUGGAUAACCGACGCUAUCUACAUGAGCGACUCUCUCAGCUUCCUUCUCGCCGCCUCCGACCGCAGCCUCGCGGUCUACGAUGCGUCCACUCUCGCGCAUGCUCUUCGAUACUGCAUUACGGGAUUACCGCAUAUCGCUACGUGCGUUGCGUACUUACCAUCUUCCAUGUCUUCGUACGCUGAGCUCGGUCUGGGCACGGCGCGCGGCGACAUCGUGCGCGUGCGACUCCGACACGCACUGCCCGCCGCUGACACCGCCACCAUCUACUUCUGGAGGGAGCUGUCAUCCUCACCCCACACCAGCUACAUCAGCAUUACAACAUGGCGACGGGUCCACUCACGCGCCGUGCGACGUAUCGGUUAUUCUGGGAACGUCGUGUGGUCCUGCUCACACGACAGUGAUGUGAGCGUGAGGGCACGCCAUAUGCCAGGGAAACUUGACGACUAUGUGUUUAAAGUGCAGAGGGGUGUGAGCUGCUUCCACGUGGUGCCCGCCUUGCACAUGCUGGCAACAGGCAGUGCUGACGGAACAGUCCGUCUCUGGGAUAUCACGCAGUCCAGCCCAUUCGCGAAGCUCCCAACACCAGGGCGCGCAGCUGUGUUGGACGUGAAAGUCAUCGCAGACAUGGAGGUGGUCAUCGCAUUCUGUAGUAACUGCUGGCUGCACAUCUGGGACUUGAACGAAGAGAGCCUUCUGCAGACAAUAAAGAUCAAGUUCCCAUUCCUCGGGGUCCUGGGGAAGAAGGUCGAGUUCGGAGCCUACUGCAUCCACCCUGGUCCCGCACUCAAGAAGACGGUGGCAGCGGAGUCUCCAAGCACCUCUAGAGGGUCUAGCGUGGCGCGCGGCAGCUCCGGGGGCCUGCAACUGUUAGAGGAAGAGCAUGAAGAAAUCGAGCAUAAGAGAGACGUAGAGUACUCCCUGUCUCACCGCGCCGCCAUACUUGUGACGUGCUGCGACUGCGUCUGCACUGUCCCCCUGGCAGAACCCGCAGAGCCCCGCCCUCCUCCGGGGGACACUUUGCAAGCCCGCCGUCCGCACGCCUGGGAUAUUCCCUUGUCAUCCAUAGCCACUUCUACACCUCGGCGCUACUCUCUGCGUCCUUCACAAUUUCUUCAGCCCUCACACACACCACGAUCACGGACCCCUGGGCCCCUAGGGGCCCACACGCCGCGGUCUCGGACUCCAAGGCCUCUCGGGGCUCAUACCCCACGGUCGCGAUCGCGGACGCCAUUUGACAAGCUCCCUGAAUUGCCUGCGAAGUUACCAAUCGAAGAUCUUGAUCUAGAAACAUUGUUGGAAAAUGCGGGCUUACAGGGUAUCCUCGAGAAAGAUUUCGUGUUGAUGAAGGGACUGAAGCACGACUUGAACAUGAAACUAGCUGAAAUUGAAGCUAACAGGGAAGCAGUUGUUUCCACCGUCGAGCACGGUGGGCACGCCAACGGGCAGCACAGGUUCGACUCCCCGUCGCGGUCGUAG
This is a messenger RNA of Cydia splendana, 2216 nucleotides long. RefSeq lists its product as uncharacterized. The transcript is spliced from 17 exons. The record is from RefSeq and is a predicted model, not a curated record. The coding region runs from base 42 to 2216 and encodes 724 amino acids. Gene Ontology annotation, molecular function: protein binding. Lineage: Eukaryota; Metazoa; Arthropoda; Insecta; Lepidoptera; Tortricidae.